Scatophagus argus is the source of this 3813-nucleotide messenger RNA. Its product is annotated as polypeptide N-acetylgalactosaminyltransferase 5. NCBI's taxonomy places the organism in Eukaryota, Metazoa, Chordata, Actinopteri, Scatophagidae. Bases 501 to 2999 code for a protein of 832 amino acids. The transcript has 10 exons. Gene Ontology annotation, cellular component: Golgi apparatus. The record is from RefSeq and is a predicted model, not a curated record.
GGCUAGCUUGCUGUUAGAUCCGCGUGCAGGCCGAGACUUUCCCGUCAAUCUGUCCAAUCAGAGUUUACUGACAAGGUGGAAGUUGGUUGCUACGUCCUCAUACAAAACUUGUGUCUGUCGGUCAAAGUUGCAGCGUGGAUAUUCAAGCGGAGUUUGUGUGAAGUUUAGUUGCGUUUGUUUUAGUGUCGAAGAAGUUAAGCGAAUACAGACGCAAUGUCCCCGGGCGGUUGGAGAUGUCCGGAGCAGUACGGUAUGGGAAAGUAACAUUCCUUUGUACCUUUUGGCAGAGCUGCGGGUGUCAAACCCUGCUGUAUUUUAUGAAUGACAACACCGACUACCGCUGCUGCUCCGUGCAGUACUUGUUAGCAUGCCACGCAGGCAGCUAACUUCUCGUGAAGAAAGGGAAACUUUGCCUACAACUCAGGAGUGACCCACGCAGUAUGAUACUUUGACGUUUUCUGUAUAUUUCCGUGGCUUAGCUUUUUAAAACAAAUCCGAGAAUGAUGAAGGUUAGGAGAUACUUGAGGGGCAGUGGGAGGGUGCUCGCAUUUGUGUUCAUCGCCUCUGUCAUUUGGCUGCUGUUUGACAUGGCUGCACUCCGCAUAUCAAUAAACGACGUGAACAGUCAGCUGUUGAAGGAGCGAGUGAUCAGAGAGAGGGAGGUUUUCAAACAGCAGUCCAGGGUGACACAGCUGAUGAACAGGGGCUUUAGACACCCUGUUCAGAAGGUGGACCUGGCGGUUACACAUGCCGGGAAAGGACCACUCAAUUCAGGCGUCAGACUAGCCCAAGUGUACAGACAGGGAGGCAAGAAACAGGACCAAAUGUUGGGGGAUAAAAAGGUGAACUCCUCUGAGCAGCAAGGAGAUAAUCUUCCAAAGACGAAGCAUCCUAAAUAUGUUCCUUCUGAGCAUAAAGAAGGUGCUGCCUCGCAAAAUGUCACUCCAAAGCAGGUUGCAAAGAAGAAAGCAGUAAAUUUGGAUUUGAACUGGACAAAAGUGGAGAAACAUGGUGAAUCAGAUGGCUCUAACAGAGUGGUGUUACCCGUGGUAGUGUCUAAUACAACCCAAGUGUUACCUGGUGUUCAGGAAAACAAACACACCCCUAUACCGGCAUCAAAGAAGGGUCUUAUCGAAGCUGGAGUUGUACAAAACACUUUGAACAAAACUGAUUUAGAAGCAAAUGAAAAAACAAAGGAUGGACCCAAGACCAAGACCGGAACAAAAGAGAGCCCACGUCAGGCUGAGGAGACACACCCUGUUAAAACAACAUCUAAAACUCCAAACCAGGAUGUAAAUAAUAAAACAGAGGAGAGACGUGUUCAGGCGAUCGCGAAGAGUGAUCUGAAUGCGCCAAAGGGAACCACGAAACCUACAAUCAAGCUCAGCACAGGAGAGGACUCCAAGGAUAACUCUACUGCUGUCAGAAAUCCAGGUGUACACAAAGUGCUUUCUCUAGAUGUGACUCAGGUUCCCAGAGAUGUCAAUGCAGUGGGUCAGUUUGGACAGGCAGUAAUUGUUGCCAGCAAUGAAAAUGCAGAGGUGAGGAAGAGAUGGGACGAAGGGCAUUUUAAUGUCUACCUGAGCGACCAGAUCCCAGUGGACCGUGCCAUUCCAGACACCAGGCCGGAGAUGUGUGCACAGAGUCUGGUCCACGAUGACUUGCCUUCCACCAGCGUCAUCUUCUGUUUUGUGGAUGAGGUGUGGUCCACGCUGCUGCGCUCUGUACGAAGUGUGCUCAACAGGUCCCCGCCACACCUCCUCAAAGAGAUCAUUUUGGUGGAUGAUUUCAGCACCAGAGACUAUCUCAAGGAGCCGCUGGAUACGUACAUGUCCCAGUUUCCCAAGGUGCGAAUCAUUCGUCUGAAGGAGCGGCAGGGGCUGAUCAGAGCCCGGCUGGCUGGAGCCGCUGCAGCCAAAGGCGAGGUGCUCACCUUUCUUGACUCCCAUGUUGAGUGCAACGUGGGCUGGCUGGAGCCGCUGUUGGAGAGAAUCUAUCAGGAUCGCAAGAAGGUGCCCUGUCCAGUUAUUGAAGUCAUUAAUGACAAGGACAUGAGUUAUAUGCUGGUCGACAACUUCCAAAGAGGUAUUUUCAAAUGGCCUUUGGUGUUUGGCUGGAGCACAUUACCGGAUGAGUUCAUUAAGAAGCAUAACAUGACCAUCUCAGAUCCCAUCAGAUGUCCAGUUAUGGCUGGAGGCCUUUUCUCCAUAGACAGAAAAUACUUCUAUGAGCUUGGUGCCUAUGAUCCUGGCCUGGAUGUGUGGGGCGGCGAGAACAUGGAGAUUUCAUUUAAGAUCUGGAUGUGCGGAGGGGAAAUCGAGAUCAUCCCCUGCUCUCGAGUGGGACACAUCUUCCGAGGACAGAAUCCUUACAAAUUCCCCAAGGACAGGCAGAAGACAGUGGAGCGCAACCUGGCGAGGGUGGCAGAGGUCUGGCUGGAUGAGUACAAGGACCUUUUCUAUGGUCACGGGUACCACCACCUGCUGGACAAGAAGGUCAUUGACAUCGGCAACCUCACCGAACAGAUUGAGCUGAGGAAGCGGCUCAAAUGCAAGAGCUUCAAGUGGUACCUGGAGAAUGUGUAUCCCGAUAUGGAUGCUCCCUUAGUAAAAGCUGAGGGCCUGAUCUUUAAUCGUGGCUUAAGAAAAUGUCUCAGUCUGCAGAAAGGCUCUCUGUUGUUCGAGACAUGUGAUCUCAGCAAGCAGAGCCAGCACUUUAAUUACACCUGGAUGAGACAUGUUCGCCAGCAGGACGUAUGUGUCGCUCCCCAAGGCAAAAGCAACGGCUUUGCUUUACAGUUAUGUGAGAACACCAAGGCUGAACUCCGCUGGUUCCAUAAAUCCUCCAACUCUGCUCUGGCGGAGCACCUCAUAGCAGAAUUUGUGUCGCACCACAUGUGCCUGGAGGCGGGGCCUCAGGGUGACGCUCUUCACCUCAAACCAUGUGAACCCACCAACAGCUUCCAGAAGUGGCAGUUCACACACUACCACGCUCAGUGAUGAGACUGAAAUGAGUUUUAUGAGUGUCAGAAGGGGCACAACGGGGACACUGAAUGGUCCCACACUGCAGUGCAGUCAGUGGUCCUGCCUCAGCACACGGCUGUCCAGAGGAGGUGGGAAGCGCUUUUGUUUGCAGUGAUACGUGUGGUGUAAAGGAGAGGGUGUGGGUAUGUGCAAUGUUUCAAAUGUCUUUCUAUUGUGUCAGCGUGGACUGACGGUGAAUUUGAACGCCGCGUGUGAGAGGAAGAAACAAAUCGUCUGUCUUUUUUUUGUGAAGAUUUGGACUACAGUUUAAGAAAAGAUCCUCUGGCUUCAGGCAGAGGAACACUCCAUCUGAUAUGUUCUUGAACACAACAUAUCAUUUCACUGCCAAAGAUAAAACAAAAAAAAAAAUCUAAACAGUGCCUCUUCGAUUUGAAAUGUAAAAAGUGUUUGUUUUCGGGGUUUUUUUUUUCUGUGUGUGUUUGCUCUGCCGGGACACCAAGAGUUUAAUUGCAUGUAAUUUAGGAUUUAUCCAUUUGUGUGAAACACACCACGUAUUUUCAGUAAGACAUCUUUUCUAGAUGUCUUCGUGUUUGAUGAGACACUAAGGGUGAAACAGCUGCUUCUGUGGUUUUCAAUGAUUCAUUAUGUCAGCCUUGUGCUUGUGGUGAAAACUCGUAUGAAUUUCUUUUUGUCACUAGAGGGAAGUGUUGCUUCAAAACACCCAAUAAACCUGUGCUGUGAUUUCAUGAUGGUCAGCAAACCUUUUAACCAAAUAUUAAAGAAAGUGCUUUUUUUAAAAAAUGAAGAAAUAUUAAAAAAAAAUGAUGAA